This is a messenger RNA of Dipodomys spectabilis (banner-tailed kangaroo rat), 2792 nucleotides long. It is a transcript of the gene Casp3, whose product is annotated as caspase 3. Gene Ontology annotation, biological process: apoptotic process; keratinocyte differentiation; proteolysis. The transcript is spliced from 7 exons. Lineage: Eukaryota; Metazoa; Chordata; Mammalia; Rodentia; Heteromyidae. Bases 121 to 954 code for a protein of 277 amino acids. Gene Ontology annotation, cellular component: cytoplasm. The record is from RefSeq and is a predicted model, not a curated record.
CACCUCAACCAGCUGCUGCCUUGUUAAAGCCUAGCUGGUAGCAGCAAGUUGCCUACGGCGAGCGAGCCCGUGUUUGCAGUUCGGUGGAUCAGUGCGAUCUGAGUGUUAAGACAAGUAGCCAUGGAGAACUCUGAAAAUUCAGUGGAUUCAAAAUCCAUUAAAACAUUUGAAACAAAGAUCAUCCAUGGCAGCAAAUCAAUGGACUCUGGCAUAUCCUUGGAUAAUAGUUACAAAAUGGAUUAUCCUGAAAUGGGUGUAUGUAUAAUAAUUAAUAAUAAGAACUUUGAUAAAAGCACAGGAAUGUCACCUCGGUCUGGUACAGAUGUAGACGCAGCAAACCUCAGAGAAACAUUCCUGAACUUAAAAUAUGAAGUCAGGAAUAAAAAUGACCUUACACAUGAAGAAAUUGUAGAAUUACUGUACAAUGUUUCUAAAGAAGAUCAUAGCAAAAGGAGCAGCUUUAUUUGUGUAAUUCUGAGCCAUGGUGAGGAAGGAAUAAUUUUUGGAACAAAUGGACCUGUUGAACUGAAAAAAUUAACAAGUUUCUUCCGAGGAGAUUAUUGCAGAACUCUAGCUGGGAAACCUAAGCUUUUCAUCUUUCAGGCCUGCCGGGGCACAGAACUAGACUGUGGCAUUGAGACAGAUAGUGGUUCUGAUGAUGACAUGCCAUGCCAGAAAAUACCCGUAGAGGCUGACUUCCUGUAUGCAUAUUCCACAGCACCUGGUUACUAUUCCUGGCGAAAUUCAAAGGAUGGAUCCUGGUUCAUCCAGUCCCUUUGUGCCAUGCUGAAAUGCUACGCGAGCAAGCUUGAACUGAUGCACAUUCUUACGCGGGUUAACUGGAAGGUAGCAAGAGAAUAUGAGUCCUUUUCCUUGGAUUCCAUGUUUCAUGCAAAGAAACAGAUUCCAUGCAUUGUAUCUAUGCUCACAAAAGACCUGUAUUUCCAUCACUGAAGAGAUGCUGAUUCUCUUUUUUUUCUUUUUUAGUUUCUAUGCCAAAUGAGAAGACAGUAGAUAAUACUUUACUUUCCUCCCAUUUAAAUCUCAUGUGAUACUCUAGAUGAUACUUGUACCAUACCCACUUCGCAGAACCACAAUCACACUACCUCAAACUCAAUCACAGGUAGUUGAAACUGAAUGUGAAUAGGAACAAAUAAACACAGAGCAUGGUACCAUUAUUAUGAAAGGCAACGAUUAAACUUCUGUCUUUGAUAAUUAGCAAGAUUUGAGGGUCCUGUGCUAUGAAUUAUCAAGUAAUUAUAAGGAAGUUAAGACUUCCAUGAAUUUCAUGAUCCUCUCUCCCUACAUUACAACUGGGCAAUCCUAGCUUUUGUCGUACUAUAGAUAUGGAGAUGUGGAGUCAUGAGCACUCCGGGAUCCAAGAACUUGGUCAAACUCUUGAACUUUCCUUUUCAAACUGAUUUAUGAAAAUGAAUUGAAUGGACUGCAUUUUUAGAUCGUGUUACCAUAACUCAUGGUUUUGUAAUGUUUUUCCUGAGCAUGUUGUUGUGGGAAAAAAAUGUUUACUAUUGAAAAAGAAGCUAAAUAUUUAUUUGAGAGAAAGUACAAGUAAACCAAGUUGAUUCUUUUAAGGCUAAUGUGUAACAUUCAGAGAGAAACCUAACUAUAAGGUGCUAAGAUGAUCUACCAGCAUGUUUAUUCUCGCUGUCUUUAUACAAAUCAGGUGAGAUGUACAGACCAGCCAAGUUUUUUUAAAAAAACAAAAAACCUCAAACUUGAUAAGAAAUUCUUCAUGAACAUACUAAUAUUCCAUGUGUACAAUAAAUAGUGGAGCAUAAGGAAAACAACGGUCAAUGGACUGAGCGCUGUAAUUUGAGGAGUCUGACUAAAACAUGGCUCAGCCUAUUGAAUGGACACAGAGCUCCAGCCAGGCUCUGGAGAAGGACCACCAGCUGCCGUCUUCAGACAUACAUACAGUAGGGCCUGGAGGACGUCCCAAGGUAUAAAUCACCCUGUAAUAAAGUAACCAAAUUUCUGAAAGGGAGCUCAUCCAGAGGUGGUGGGAAUCACAAUGAAAACAAUAAUACUUGUAGUCAUAUUGGUCAGCCUGUGAUUUUUUCUGUUUAAGUUUACAAUCAAAAGGAACAGCAUGCUACUGUUUAUACUGUAACCUGGGUGGAAAGGAUGGAAGGCACCCUGACUCCGGAAGCUUCCCUCCAGAGUCCUGCAGAGUGCAUGAGGAAGCUACAGGUCUGAACUCAGCGCCCCCAGGAAGCUGGGAUCCAGGCUUCCUCCCUCCCUGAGGGGCUGAGCCCUUCCUUACUGGCUCUGACAUUUCACAGGAGUUUCUUCCUCAAAGACACAACUCAUAUUUGUAAUCCAUUACUGUUUUGUUUUGAUUAGAUCUGUUAACUUUUUCUAAGUAACUAUAGCAUGUAAUGGCAUUUUAAAGUGUGUGUCUGUGUGACGAUUUUUAUUAAAUUGUUAUUUUGCAUUUUUUAAAUUUCAAAACAUAAAUUUAAACUUAGAAUCACUGGUGGGUUCGAGUUUUUUGUGUUGAUGUUUUGAGUUUGUGCUAUUAAGUAGAAGUUAAAAUCUUGAUAACCAAGAAUUGACUUUGGAAGAGUCCAAGAGGGUACAUCAAGGCCCUGACCUGGUAUUUUGUUUGAGAUGUUGGUAAAUAAUCAGCCUUUUUCGGUGUUCAAGCUCCUUGCAGAAAGAUGCAAAAAUAAGUAGGUUCAGUCCUUAAAUAUGACCAUCUUUUGAAUUUUCUACAACCCAAAUUUUUAAUAGGAACAGUAAGGAAUAAAAACAAGCAAAAGUACAGGCUG